Knipowitschia caucasica is the source of this 261-nucleotide messenger RNA. Lineage: Eukaryota; Metazoa; Chordata; Actinopteri; Gobiiformes; Gobiidae. The record is from the annotation of a GenBank genome assembly.
AUGUACAUUAGAGCUGUAAUCUUUUUCUGCCUGCGGCUCAACGGAGACGGAGAAGGCAGCAAGCUUCACAUCUGCAACUGCACCAAACAGGAGCGACCGUGGGCUCCCUUUAUGCAGAAAAAGCAGAGAGUACAGCGUUGCUGGCAGUCAGGCUCUCUGCAGCACACACGCACCCAGGACACUCCUCCCCCUUUCUGCUCCGAGCCAGAUUACCACCCGAUACACACUACUCCCAUCGACUCAGUACAGUGGCACACAUGA